Messenger RNA from Candida albicans SC5314, 579 nucleotides. RefSeq lists its product as uncharacterized. The transcript has a single exon. The coding region runs from base 1 to 579 and encodes 192 amino acids. NCBI's taxonomy places the organism in Eukaryota, Fungi, Ascomycota, Pichiomycetes, Serinales, Debaryomycetaceae. The record is from RefSeq and is a predicted model, not a curated record.
AUGUCAGGUAUAAAAAUCAGUUUAAAGAAAAAGAAUCCAAAACUAAAGAAACUUAUAGUGAAUAAUUCACAACAAACAGAUGAACUGUCAGAGCAGCAGAAGAAAUUGAUUACAUCAUAUUCUACAGAAGAUAAGACUACUCAUAAAGAUGAAACCAAACCAAUAAUAGUUUUGAAGCAACCAUGUAAAAGUAUGUUACAGAAAGAAAUCGAAAUUGACGAGAAACCAAUACUACCGUAUGGUGUAACAACGUUUGAAAAAGUGGAGACUACAAAACAAUCAAUGAUCAAAAAGAUCGAAUCAGAAGAUUCCGAUGAUGACUCCAGCGAUGAUAGAAAAAUCCCAAUAGAUGAAUUUGGUGCAGCAUUUUUAAGAGGACUUGGUUGGCAAGAAGAAGAGGAAAAGAACAAGGAUGACAGCAAAUCCACUAACACUCAAAAUUUAUCUCAUAGGAAACAUGGAAUCACCUUAGGGAUUGGAGCAAAACCUAUAGAUGAAGAAAUAAUACAAGAUUUAAACUCUACGGAAAAAGGUAUUCCAAUCAUAAAACGACGUAAAUUAAAUCAUAUAAAUAAAUAA